CCCGUCCACUCGUCGAAUUUACUCUGCCGCAUCACACCCGUCUGCUGCCCGGGGGUCGUCCAUCACACCUGGCCUCCCCAGCCCCAACUGCCUCUGCAUGGCGCGCAUUCCGCUUACCCGCAUAGCCUGCGCCGUUCCCCCCGUUGGCGCCUCCCUCCGCCGCCUUCCAUUCUCCCCUCACAAUACGCGCCAUUCCGCCGCUGUGCAAACCACCGCGGGCGCUGCGCUCCAUCCCCUUCCCCAGUCGCAUUCCCCCCAUGCUGCGCUCAAGCCUUGCCGCCAAUCGCCAGCGGAACUCCGCCAUCCGCGCGGUUUCCCCUCGACCUUCCGCAGCAUUGUGGGGGGGUGCAGACCAGCGCGAGCGGCUGUGAGGGCGGAAGGCGGGGAAGGCGGGGACGCGGGAGAUCGGCGGUCCAAUACCGAAGCCGCUAAGCCUUUGGGCAGCCUGGAGAUGCGCGAGCCGUUUGAGGUGGCGAUGAAGGUGCGCGACUACGAGCUGGACCAGUACCGCGUGGUCAACAACGCCACGUACGCCAGCUACUGCCAGCACGUGCGGCACGAGUUCCUGGCGUCCAUCGGGCUGGCGGCAGACGAGGUGGCGGCCACGGGGGACGCACUGGCCCUUGCAGAGCUCUCACUCAAGUACCUCAACGCACUGCGGAGCGGGGAUGAGUUUGUGGUGACGGCGCGGGUGUCGGGCACCACAGCAGCGCGGGUCUUCAUCGAGCACACCAUCUACAGGCUGCCGGACAGACAGGUGGUGCUGCAGGGGCAGGCGACGGUGGUGUUCCUGGACAAGGCGUACCGCCCCACACGCGUGCCUGCGCUCUUCAAGGCGCGCCUCACGCAGUACCUCCAACAGCAGCAGCAGCCAUAGGGGAGACCAAAGGGACAUGUCAGGAGAGUGAGGGUGAGGGCGGUGGGGGAAUGGGUGGUGGUGGUGGUGGUGGUGGGCUUGACAGGCGAAGGAAGGGGAGAAGGGCUGGCAAUUGAGGGGGAGGGAGAUGGUCGGAGGACAGGAGGGGUGGGUUGGCAGAGUGGUUGUUUGUUGUGCUUCAUCAGUGGUUUCAUUGUAAUCUUUUGAUAUUAAUGCUUAUUGGC
Closterium sp. NIES-67 is the source of this 1101-nucleotide messenger RNA. The record is from the annotation of a GenBank genome assembly. NCBI's taxonomy places the organism in Eukaryota, Viridiplantae, Streptophyta, Zygnematophyceae, Desmidiales, Closteriaceae.